Molecule: messenger RNA, 1133 nt
Organism: Melitaea cinxia (Glanville fritillary)
Lineage: Eukaryota; Metazoa; Arthropoda; Insecta; Lepidoptera; Nymphalidae
Gene: Vdup1
Product: arrestin domain-containing protein 4
Exons: 6
Coding region: 90-1082 (330 amino acids)
Biological process (GO): protein transport
Cellular component (GO): cytoplasm
Source: RefSeq, a predicted model, not a curated record
UGAAAAAUGUUAUUACCAGUGAAGUACGAGUACUAAAUAAGAGUGUUAUGUUGUAGUUAAAAUAGCUGUCUCCGCUGCACCCAGUCAAAAUGCCAAGAAAACUAUUAAAAUUCCUAAUAGUGUUCGACAACACGUCACUGCUGUACUUUCCUGGACAGUUCCUCUCUGGUAAAGUGUUAAUGGAGCUGCAGGAUGACACCCCAGUUCUAGGGCUACACUUUCAUGUAAUCGGUGAAGGAGUAGUUAGAGUGGGAUCUGGUCGACACGAGAGGCUCUUUGAUAAGGAAAACUACAUCGACUUUAGAAUGCGCCUCUUGGGUGAACCAGGUCAUGGUACAUCAAUCCUAUCACCUGGUAUACACAGUUUUCCAUUCAAACUGGGUCUUCCCAUGGGUCUCCCGUCGACAUUUCUCGGCACACACGGCUGGGUGCAGUACUACUGUAAGGCUGCCCUACGAGAACCGAACGGCUUAACACAUAAAAACCAGCAAGUGUUUAUUGUGAUGAACCCGAUCGACUUGAACUUGGAACCGCCAGUUUUAGCGCAAGAGUUCGAGCUGAGCGUGGAGCACAAGCUGGGCGUGGGCUGCGUGGGCAGCGGCACGGUGAGCUGCCGCGUGGCGCUGGACCGCGGCGCCUACGUGCCCGGCCAGAGCAUCGCGCUCUCCGCGCUCGUCGACAACCGCUCGCGCACCGCCAUCCGCUCCACGCGCGCGGCGCUCACCGAGACGAUCCAGUACGUGGCGCACGGCAAGGUGGCGGCGCGCGAGUCCCGCGAGCUGGCGCGGCUGGCGCGCGGUAAGCUGCGCGCGGGCGAGGCGCAGCGCUGGCGCGGCGAGCUGCUGUACGUGCCGCCGCUGCCGCCCACCAACCUGCGCGGCUGCCACCUCAUCUCCGUGCAGUACGACGUCUUCUUCAUAAUCGAGCCGAAGAGCUUGGAGAAGGAGGUGAAGCUGCAGCUGCCCAUCCUGCUGGGCACGUACCCCUUCCGCGACGCGGCGGACGAGCCACGCCCACCCACGCACUACCCCACCACGCUACCCGUCUUCCGGCCCUGGCUGGCCGACAAGCAGGCCGACUAGGGGCCGACCAUUAAUCACAUGAGGCUCGAAGGGGAAACCAACAAAAAUCAA